AUGCCACCAACGUCAAAUAGUCUCCUAACAUAUCGCUAUAACACGACUCGUGCGUGUGAUUUUUGCAGAAGCUCAAAAAGCAGAUGUAAAAAAGUACAUAUCGAUCAACCUAAAUGCAUUAAAUGUGCAGAGCGCAAUCGUGCGUGCACUUAUCUUUUUCAACCUCAAAAACGUGGACCCAGGCAUAGUGAAAAACCUCCAAAGAAUAUAAACCCCUCUACAUCUCUACCUACACCUUCUCCUACACCUCCUUCUCCACCUACACCUCCUCUUCCACAUAGGUCUCCUUUUACACCUCUUUCCAAUGUGUUUGUUAAUUAUGAAGAGUUGUAUGAGUUGAUUCAAGAUUUAUCUCAGGAAGGAAUAAAUCCCAAUGUUAAUGUUCGUGAUUCAAUUCAGGAAGAAAACAAUAUCCUUGAUAUCAUGUUUGCCGAGGAACAAUCGUCUUUUAUAUUCAAUACACUCACUUCCACUUCAGAAUCUCCAUGUCCAUAUAAAAAUGCUGCAGAUCAUUAUUGUCAUGAAGGGUGUAUUUUAAGGUAUUAA
Cetraspora pellucida is the source of this 546-nucleotide messenger RNA. Lineage: Eukaryota; Fungi; Glomeromycota; Glomeromycetes; Diversisporales; Gigasporaceae. The record is from the annotation of a GenBank genome assembly.